AUGGAGCAAGUCAAUGCCAGCCUCAUCGCCAGGGGACUCGUUCACGGCGACAGGAUGCCUCUCAUAACGAUGUUUAGCGACUGCGAAGAGCUCGAUGAUGUCCGUUCUACCUCGUGCAUGCAAGCGAAACUACGUGGGUUCUACUCGUUCCAACUCUGCGACGUUGACAUGAAGGCGGUGGCGCCUGCAGAUCGAUUGCUUCGCGAUGCCGUGCUGGAAUCAGGGGAGCUGGAGAAGCACGUGCAACGAGUCAAGGAGCUGGAAUUGAGAGAGAAGAAGGCCGAUGCGGAGCGCGAGAGGAAGAAGGAGGCGAACGCCAAGUCCCAGCGAGAGCGCGAGAGGAAGAACGCCAAGGCCAAGCGUGAAUCCGAGGAGAGGAAAAGGGAUACGGAAGCCAAGGUUAGGCGUGAGGAGCUCGAGGAGAAGAAGAUAGAGGAAGAGGCCAGGGCGAAGCAUGAGCUCGAGGAGGCGGAGCGUGAGCGCAAGGAGAAGAGGAGGGAGGAGAAGGCCAGGGCGAAACGUGGGCUCGAGGAGGCGGAGCGUGAGCGCAAGGAGAAGAGGAGGGAGGAGAAGGCCAGGGCGAAGCGUGAGCUCGAGAAGGCAGAGCGUGAGCGCAAGGAGAAGAGGAGGGAGGAGAAGGCCAAAGCGAAGCUUGAGUUCGAGAAGAAGAUAGCGGAAGAGGCCAGGGCGAAGCGUGAGCUCGAGGAGGCAGAGCGUGAGCGCAAGGAGAAGAGGAGGGAGGAGAAGGCCAGGGCGAAGCAUGAGCUCGAGGAGGCGGAGCGCGAGCGCAAGGAGAAGAGGAGGGAGGAGAAGGCCAAGGCGAAGCUUGAGCUCGAGAAGAAGAUAGAGGAAGAGGUCAGGGCGACGCAAAGCCAGAACAGCGUCAUCAGAAUAGGGCUGCGCAGAAUGAGGGACCACCUUGCUGCCAUGCACCUCACCAUGGAGAUCCUGCUGGUCAGUCUGGACGACGGCGUAGUCCAAGCCGAGGCCAGCGCCUCGGCUGAGGUAGAAGCUCACUCCGGAACCGAAGGCGUGGCGGCCUGCGCUGGGUCCAACGAGUGA
Molecule: messenger RNA, 1062 nt
Organism: Acanthamoeba castellanii str. Neff
Lineage: Eukaryota; Discosea; Longamoebia; Acanthamoebidae
Exons: 3
Coding region: 1-1062 (353 amino acids)
Source: RefSeq, a predicted model, not a curated record